GAGAGUGGUGCGCGAGUAAGCCAUUAUCAAAACGCACAAAAACUCACACACUCGACGCUUCUCUCCCUUUUUCUCGAUUUCUCCUUUGAAAAAGGGUUGAAUGCUCAAUUCCGAUUCGAAAAUUAAAAGGUUCUCUUCCUAUUUUCAAGCUCCCAAUUAGGGUUCUUACUUUCUCAAAGGUUUGAGGUGGUUAAUUUUAAGAUACUUUGUGGUGGAAAAAAGUUGAGAGAAAGCUAUGAUACUAUACUUAAGCAUUAGCUAAUAAGAAUGCCGGGCAUUCCUUUAGUGGCUCGUGAAACCGCCUCCUAUUCAAGAAGCACAGAUCAGAUGUGCCGAGAAGAUUCCCGCCUGCAUUUAUCUGCAGAAGAGGAACUUGCUGCUGAAGAGAGUCUAUCUAUUUAUUGCAAGCCUGUAGAACUCUAUAACAUUCUUCAAAGACGUGCUGUGAGAAAUCCAUCAUUUCUUCAAAGAUGUCUGCGUUACAAAAUUCUGGCAAAACACAAAAUGAGAAUACAAAUGACAGUGUCCGUGUCAGGGAUUGUGAAUGGAGGUGUACUGACUCAAAGUCUUUUUCCUCUAUACAUCCUGUUGGCGAGACUAGUUUCUGAUGUUGCGGUUGCAGAGUAUUCUGCAGUUUAUCGUUUCCGUCGGGCAUGUAUCUUGACUAGCUUCACUGGCAUUGAGGGCAGUAAUCAAGCUCAAGCUAAUUUUAUUCUCCCUGAGAUUAAUAAGCUAGCUAUAGAGGCCAAAUCUGGCUCACUUGCCAUUUUGCUUGUCAGCUUUGCAAAUGGUGGAGGAUGCUGCCUAUGGGGUAGGAUACCGUUGGAAUCACUAUAUAUGUCAUUGGAGAAAUCCCCUAACUUGAGUUUGGGACAAAGAGCUGAGAUGACAUUGCCCGUUGAGAUGCAUUCUUGCUCAUUGAAGUUGAAUUGUUUGAAUGAGGACAAAUGCAUCUUAAUCCAAAAUUCCAGCAAUUCUUUAUCCAUGAACCAAUCACUGCAGCUGCAGGUCAUCAUUUCUGCUGAGGAGGCUGGGGCAAAGGAAAAAUCUCCCUAUAACUCAUACACAUGCAGUGGCAUUUCUUCUUCAUCACUGUCUCAUAUUAUUCGGUUGAGAGCGGGGAAUGUCAUCUUUAAUUACAGAUAUUACAACAACAAGUUACAGAGGACUGAAGUAACUGAAGACUUCUCAUGCCCUUUCUGCUUGGUAAAAUGUGCAAGCUUUAAGGGUCUGAGGCAUCACUUGCCAGCAUCCCAUGAUCUCUUUCACUUUGAAUUUUGGGUAACUGAAGAGUAUCAAGCUGUCAAUGUGUCAGUCAAAACUGACAUUUGGAGAUCUGAGAUUGUUGCAGAUGGUGUUGAUCCUAAACAACAAACUUUCUUCUUUUGCUCAAAGCAAUUAAGGCGUAGACGACCAAAGAGCCUAGUUGCAAGGCAUGUGAAUCCCGUUUUCUUAGAACCAAAUCUGCCAGCUGGAGACUGUGAGCUUCUUGACAAGGUUCAUGGUGGAAACAUUUUACAAAAUGCUAGAAUUGGUGAGGUGGAGUGUGUGCAACAUGUUCCAUCCAGUUUCAAUGUUGCAGGGGUUUCAGGUGCUGCAGGACAAUCUUAUUCUGAUUCUGAACGUGUUCAAUCAGUGUCUGGAAACAAUCUUGGGCCCCCUGCCUUGUUGCAAUUUGCAAAGACAAGAAAAUUAUCAAUGGAACGUUCUGAUCCAAGAAACCGUACACUCCUUCAGAAGCGACAGUUUUUCCACUCACAUAGAGCACAGCCAAUGGCAAUAGAUCAAGUAAUGUCUGACAGAGACAGCGAGGAUGAGGUUGAUGAUGAUGUUGCAGAUUUUGAAGAUCGAAGGAUGCUUGAUGAUUUCGUAGAUGUAACCAAAGAUGAGAAGCAAAUAAUGCAUUUGUGGAACUCUUUUGUGAGGAAGCAAAGGGUGUUGGCAGACGGUCACAUUUCAUGGGCAUGUGAAGCAUUUUCAAAAUUACAUGGGCGUGACCUUGUCAAAGCCCCAGCUCUCAUCUGGUGUUGGAGAUUAUUCAUGAUCAAGCUGUGGAAUCACGGCCUGCUUGAUGCGCGAACCAUGAAUAAUUGUAAUAUUAUUCUGGAACAAUACCAAAAGCAGGGUUCGGAUCCUAUAAAAGGCUAAAGAUAUGUAAUUUAUGCUUAUUUUUUUGGUAAACAAUGAUGAUGCAAAAAUGUUGCUCACCGGUCACACCCUAAGUCUUACAUGCCCAUUUCAGCCAACUGUUUCGCUGUAGUUGUGUACAAUAGACUGGUAUAAUUCCAUAUAUUUCUUUGUUUUUUUCAACUGCUCCAUAGAAAUUUCUUUUUCCUUUGUAGUUUUUCAAGAAUAUUAUUAUAAAUAGUAUCUUAACAGUUGUUAGUGUUA
Theobroma cacao (cacao) is the source of this 2391-nucleotide messenger RNA. It is a transcript of the gene EMF2, whose product is annotated as VEFS-Box of polycomb protein. Gene Ontology annotation, cellular component: nucleus. The record is from RefSeq and is a predicted model, not a curated record. Lineage: Eukaryota; Viridiplantae; Streptophyta; Magnoliopsida; Malvales; Malvaceae. Gene Ontology annotation, molecular function: chromatin DNA binding.